AGUAGACGAACAAGUCAUGUAUGUUGUUCUACAAACUAAAUCGAGUCUCCCCAAUUCAGAAAUAUUCUCCAAUUAACAUUUUAAACCAUAUACUAUUAUUUAAUUAAUUAAUAUUAUAAGAACAAGUACAAGUUUAGCAUAGCAGGAUUUGUGCAUCAACCAUAUUGUUGCGGUCAUCUUCCGCCAUGAAUAACCUUGAAAAAACAGAGAUUGAGUCGAUACAACUGCGGAGUUUGAAGGUAAUUUCCGCCCUUGGCCGUGGAGCUAAAGGAGUGGUAUUUUUGGUUCAGAGGGAAGACGGUGAGUUGCUUGCUCUCAAAACUAUUUUGAGGGAUUCAAUUAAGAAGAACAAAGCCAGUACGAACAACAGUGAAUACAGAAGAAUUUACCUCGAGCGUGACCUACUCAAUUCAUUUCAGCAUCCGCUUCUGCCUAAACUCAAAGGAGUUGUAUCCACGGAUAAGAUUGUUGGAUAUGCCAUUGAUUACUGUCCUGGUGGUGAUCUCAAUUCUCUCCGGAAAAAACAAACUGAAAAGAUGUUCUCAGACGAUACUAUAAGAUUCUACGCGGCGGAGUUAGUGUUGGCAUUGGAGCAUCUACAUGGAUCAGGGAUUGUAUACAGAGAUUUAAAGCCUGAAAACGUGAUGAUUCAAGAGAACGGACAUAUAAUGUUAAUCGAUUUCGAUCUCUCUACAAAACUUGCACAUAAAUCUACUCCACAAUCCCCGCAAAUAGAAACAGCUAAACUAUCGGUACAAACCGCGUCGAAGAGCAAAAAGAAAAACCGGUUCAACAAAUUUCGCAACUCGGAAAUCUCUCCAGACGAUUCAAUUCACUCAGCUCGACUCGCUCCUGUCGAAUUCGAUCCGAUCGAGAAAUCAAAUUCAUUCGUCGGAACGGAGGAGUAUUUGUCUCCGGAGAUCAUUUUAGGUAACGGCCAUGAUUUCUCAGUCGACUGGUGGUGUUUAGGAGUAGUAUUGUACGAGAUGCUGUACGGAACGACGCCGUUUAGGGGCUCAAAUCGAAAGGAAACAUAUUAUCGUAUACUUUCGAAAUCGCCAGAUUUAGUAGGUGAGGCGACGUCAUUAAGAGACUUGAUAAACAAGUUACUGGAAAAGGAUCCGAAGCAGAGGAUUUCCGUGGAUGAAAUCAAAGGCCACGAUUUUUUCAAAUCCAUGGACUGGAAUUUGAUUGUCCAACUUCCAAGGCCACCGUCUAUUCCAGCGCCAUAUGAUGAGGUAAAAGGGAAUAAGGAAAUUGAUGUGGAGUUAUUUGUAGAGGGAGUGUUCAAAGAUGAAUACUGCAAAAUUAAUUCGCAAGCUAACUAUGGUGAUGAAAGUAAUGCCAUCCAAGUUGAUAAACUUUUCCUCUUUUGAUUAAUAUUCUUAUUCUUUUCUUACCUUUGAGUACAUAUUUAAGUAUAUCUCUGCAACUACAGUAUGUUGCAGCCCUUUAUCAUGUAACAAAAUUCUUGAUUCCAUUUUUUAACACAAUAAUUUUAAGAAUUAA
Solanum lycopersicum (tomato) is the source of this 1509-nucleotide messenger RNA. RefSeq names its product serine/threonine-protein kinase OXI1. Gene Ontology annotation, cellular component: cytoplasm; nucleus; plasma membrane. Lineage: Eukaryota; Viridiplantae; Streptophyta; Magnoliopsida; Solanales; Solanaceae. The record is from RefSeq and is a predicted model, not a curated record. Gene Ontology annotation, biological process: protein phosphorylation. Gene Ontology annotation, molecular function: ATP binding; protein serine/threonine kinase activity.